AUGAAUGUUUCAUUUACAGAACGUUUAAUGGAAUUAAACAAUGCUCGUGAAAGGUCACUUAUCUCCGAGGAAGAGUAUUGUAUGUUAAGAUUGAAGAUAUUUGAUGCUUUUACAUCGACCGCCCCAAAUGCCCCAAAAGCCCCAAAUGUAUCUUAUGUAACCCCACCACAACCUCAAUAUCCCCCACCUCAACAACAAACUCUUUCUGACAAAUCACAGCAACAAUUAACACCACAGCCUUCACCAGUUCUUCAACAACAUGUAACUUUCAGUCAAGGCUUUAAUUCUUCGCCAGCCAAGUCUCUUUCGCAUAAAACGAAGAUACCAGCUACACAACCAACCCAUUCUUCAAAUGGCUCUUUACCACUGACCCAACAAUCCUCACAGUCUCCACAAUUUUCACAAUCUCCACAAUCCCCACGAUUACUUUCUCGUCAAAUUAACGAUACUGUUAAUAAUAACAUUAUGAAUGACUCUUCAACACCGGCAAAUAUAAUAGAAACUAAUUUAGUUUCAUCUACUAAUCAAAUAUGCAUUCCUAAAAGAACACGAUCAAAUUUGGUUUCUCCAGCUCUUCAGGAAACCAAUACCAACAGUAAUGAAGAAUUAUCAAUGAAAACAGCACGAGUAUUACCGACGUUUUCAGAAUCUCAAUAUUCGUCUACUUCGAGUACUUUUAUAAAAUUACCAUCAUCACCACCAUCAUCAAUAAUAACAAGUUCAAUUCCUAUACUAAAGACGGCAAUACGUGAUUCAUCGGCGUCGAAAAAGAACCCUCCUGUAAAUCGAUCUACUUCAAUGGCUUAUAAUAAUGACGGUGAAGAUGAACAACUAGUUUCAACACCCCAGACUUUUUCCCAAUCUCAAUCAUCGCCUCAACCACAACAAAGACAAAAUAUAAAUUCUGCUACUAUAUCUGCAAGACAAAUUAGAUCUCUUAGUCUUGAAGUUAUGAAUUCAUUGAAUCAUGGUGGUGAUGGUCUUGCUGAAACAGAUUUGUAUGAACAUUCUGUGCCAGAAGUUCCACCACCACCUUAUUCCCCACCAGAGUCAUCUCUUCGAUUCCAUCGUCGUCGUUCGUCAACUUCAUUCUUUUUAAGACCAAAAACUUCGACUGAACUUCGAAAAGAACUUUUAAAAUUAACUGAAGAAUCGAAGAAAGAACAAGAUAAAUGGAGAAUCGAGGAAGCUAGAUUAAGAAUGCGAAUAAACUCUAAACCUGAAGAAAUUGAACGAGUUAAAAGAAAGAUGAGAGAAUCUAAUGAGAAAUACCGAAAAAAAAUUGAAGAUGUUACCGCAAAAUUGAGACAGAUGAAUUUUAAUAAUGGGAAUUAA
Molecule: messenger RNA, 1335 nt
Organism: Dentiscutata erythropus
Lineage: Eukaryota; Fungi; Glomeromycota; Glomeromycetes; Diversisporales; Gigasporaceae
Source: the annotation of a GenBank genome assembly